Pelmatolapia mariae (spotted tilapia) is the source of this 2022-nucleotide messenger RNA. Its product is annotated as protein NLRC3-like. Gene Ontology annotation, biological process: intracellular signal transduction. The transcript is spliced from 6 exons. Lineage: Eukaryota; Metazoa; Chordata; Actinopteri; Cichliformes; Cichlidae. The record is from RefSeq and is a predicted model, not a curated record. The coding region runs from base 1 to 2022 and encodes 673 amino acids.
AUGGAAAGACCAGGCUCUCCUGAGCCUGAGACCGGACGCAGAUCUCCACAGGAAGACCGUCCUGACUUUAAAAGCAGGAAACUGUCUCCUGAUGAGAGGAUCACUGAGACACCAGAUGCCCCUGAACCUGAACCUGGACCCAGCUGUGUGUCUUUGAAGAGUGAUCAGUCAAAGGGUAACAUCGUCAACUUAAAAGGAACAAAGUCUGCUGCUGCUGAUGAAGCUGAUCAGGAGAGUCUUCAUCAUCAAACUGAUCUGGACUCAGUAUUUAAGGUUGUGUCAUUUAUUUUCCAGAUGCUGGAGGAAAACAUUAUCACUUUUGUGAAGAACGAGCUAAAGAAGAUGCAGAAUGAUCUGAAUCCAGAUUAUUCAGAGUGUCAGAGGGAUGAAGAGGAGGUGUUGGACAGUGAGGAAGAGAAGCAGAGAAGGAGCAGCAGAGAGGCAUUUCUGAAACUUGCAGUUAACUUCCUGAGAAUAAUGAAACAGGAGCAGCUGGCUGACUGUCUGCAGAGCAAAAAUCCUGAUCCACUUCCUGAGAAUACAUUUAAAUGUAACCUAAAGAAGAAGUUCCAGUGUGUCUCUGAGGGGAUUGCUAAACCAGGAACCCGAACCACUCUAAAUGAGAUCUACACAGAGCUCUGCAUCACAGAGGGAGGGACUGGAGAGGUCAACACUGAACAUGAGGUCAGACAGAUUGAAAUGUUUUCCUGGAAACCAGACAGACCAGAAACAACAAUCAGGUGUGAAGACAUCUUUAAAGUCUCAACUGAAACAAACAAACCAAUCAGAACAGUUCUGACCAAAGGAGUGGCUGGCAUCGGGAAAACAUUCCUGACACAAAAGUUCACUCUGGACUGGGCUGAAGACAAGACCAACCAGGACAUCCAGUUCGUUUUUCCAUUCCCAUUCAGAGAGCUGAAUUUACUGAAGGAUACAAAGUUCAGCUUAGUGGGACUUAUUCAUCACUUCUUCACUGAAAUCAAAGAAGCAGGAAUCUGCAACUUUAAAAAGUUCAAAGUUGUGUUCAUCUUUAAUGGUCUGGAUGAGUGUCGACUUCCUCUGAACUUCCACAUCACUGAGAUCCUCACUGAUGUUACAGAGUCCACAUCAGUGGAUGUGCUGCUGACAAACCUCAUCAGGGGAAAGUUGCUUCCUUCUGCUCACAUCUGGAUAACCACACGACCUGCAGCAGCCAAUCAGAUCCCUGCUGAGUAUAUAGACAUGGUUACAGAGGUCAGAGGGUUCACUGACCCAAAGAAGGAAGAGUACUUCAGGAAGAGACUCAGAGACAAGGAAGAGGCCAACACCAUAAUCUCUCACAUCAAGACAUCACGAAGCCUCCACAUCAUGUGUCACAUCCCAAUCUUCUGCUGGAUCACUGCUACAGUUCUAGAGAGUGUGUUAAAAACCAAACAGGAUGGAGGAAAGCUGCCCAAGACACUGACAGAGAUGUACAUUCACUUCCUGGUGGUUCAGACCAAACUGAAGAACAUCAAGUAUGAUGGAGGAGCUGAGACAGAUCCUCUCUGGAGUCCAGAGAGCAGGAAGAUGAUUGAAGAACUGGGGAAACUGGCGUUUGAGCAGCUGCAGAAAGGAAACCUGAUCUUCUAUGAAUCAGACCUGACAGAGUGUGGCAUUAAUGUCAGAGAGGCCUCAGUGUACUCAGGAGUGUUCACACAGGUCUUUAAAGAAGAGAGAGGAGUGUACCAAGAGAAGGUGUUCUGUUUCAUCCAUCUGAGCAUUCAGGAGUUUCUGGCAGCUCUUCAUGUCCAUCUGACAUUCACCAACUCUGGUAUCAACCUGCUGGAUAAAGAAGAAACAGCCUCAGUGCAAACUGGAGAAUAUUCAGUAAGACAUUUCUACCAGAGUGCUGUGAACGAGGCUUUGAAGAGUCCAAAUGGACUUGUUUCUUCGUUUCCUCCUUGGUCUUUCAAUGCCAUCCAAUCAGGAUCUCCUACAAGGCCUCCACACACAAACAGGAAACAGCUCACAGACAAAUCAGGAAGCAGUCAAGUACAUUAA